This is a messenger RNA of Leishmania braziliensis MHOM/BR/75/M2904, 3942 nucleotides long. RefSeq names its product zinc finger protein kinase-like. Lineage: Eukaryota; Euglenozoa; Kinetoplastea; Trypanosomatida; Trypanosomatidae. The record is from RefSeq and is a predicted model, not a curated record. The coding region runs from base 1 to 3942 and encodes 1313 amino acids. Gene Ontology annotation, biological process: protein phosphorylation. Gene Ontology annotation, molecular function: phosphatidylinositol binding; protein serine/threonine kinase activity; ATP binding. The transcript has a single exon.
AUGUCUCGUAGCCCGCUCGAGAUGUUCUACGGCCUCUUCCUCCGCCCCUAUAUUGCGCGCAGCGCACCAGCGUCUUCGGGGAGUCAUGCAAGCGGAGACAACGGCACGAGUACUGUGCCAGUAGGGCCCAGUGAAUUGCAUAACGACAACGCGAGCCCGGGCGCGUUCGGCCUAGAUGGAGUGGUAGGAGCAACUGCCUUGCAGCACUCGAACGACACCGCUGUACCCGCCGCGGCCCACGGUGGUGAUCGUCGCGCCUUCGAAGGCGAGGAGCGUCUGCUCGAGCACCCACACGCGCCGCGCCAGUACCCACUGGAUCCAGGGAAGGAUGCAGAUGUGCUCGUCCUGCUGGCGCAGCAGUAUUCCAUCACCUCCGUAGUUAUUACCCACUACCGUGUUAAGGAGAACUACGUGGAGUACGUCAUCGAGUGCGUGCGCGGCCACUACGCCUGGCGCGUCUAUCGGCGGUAUCAGCAGUUUAAGGCGCUCGACCACGAUUUGAAGCAGCUCUGCAGCAGCCGGCACGGGUCAAGCCAUGGGGCCUACGGUGUUGUGCCGGUUCUUCCUGGCAGUCACUGGAUGGACGUGACGAACCAGAGCCCGGAGCUGGUGGAGCAGCGGCGCCGCUACUUGGAAAUUUACCUCCAGCAGCUGCUCGUGCCUAAAAAUCUCUUCUACGUUGCCCGAACUCAACUGUAUGACUUUCUGCACGAUGGGGAAGUGCCCACGCACCUGAGGCUCACUGGUAUUCAGCCGCUGCUGGGGUUGAUGAGCACGUGUACGGACUUAGUGAGCGAUGAGGGCGACAACGAAGCGAACUGUCACGAGCAGCAGGAGCCUACUAGUGUGACUGAAGGAGCGGUGGCAGCCGUGUCAGGAACCGGGGAAGACUCUGCACUUCCGCUUCCCACGUCGGACAGCACUUUCCCUGCUCUUCCAGCCGAUUGCGAGAGUCCCACACGAGUCACCUCGGGUGCCUCUUCUCCUGAGGCCCCCGGUAAUGCAAAGGGAGAGGUAAGCAGUCGGCGGGCCUCGGAUGCCACGGCAGUGGCAACCUCAUCAAUACCCGGCCACACGGUGGCCCUCGCCCCGAGCAGGGGGCCGUCGACGUUGCUCACCACAAGCGAGGCGUGCACGGACGUCCGCAAAACCAGUGUGGCAGCCGUGGAUGACGCAGACGAUGACGGGGAGGCGAACAGCUCGAAGGGGCAAUCAGAAAACGCGCACGACACGAACGAGGUGAUGCUGGUGGAACAAUCGCUUCACAGCCUCGCAUGCGGAGCGGCCUUUAUGGGAGCAUAUACCACGCCGGUGAGCUUCGCAGAUGAGCGGCUGCCACCAGCAUCGGCGAACUGCGCGCAAUGCAACGCCGAGUUCACCUCUUUCCUGUACCCGUGCCGGUGCUUUUUCUGCCUGGUCCAGUUUUGCUCUGCUUGCCUGCAGAAGCUGGUGGUGCUUGAAAGCGCGUCGGCGACAGCCGCGGACAGAAUCAACUCCGCGCGUGACUCGGUGCCGGAAAAAGCACCGUCGUCUGCCGAUGCAAAGGGUGCCGGGAGUGGUGUUCCUGCUUGCCGUCAGUGUGCGGAGAACUACAUUCGCCGUCUCGAUCGCUGCGGCACCGCGCCUGGUAGCGGCUUCUACAGGGGGAUGCAGUCAACGUUUGGCACGCCGGCCCAGUCUGGUUCGCCGGUGCCACUGGGCCGCCUCUCACAGUUGUCCCUCGCGGCGGGCUCAUCGCUCACCGUAAAUACGCGCAGCUGCGUAGGAGAGGAAAGCGGCCAAGUAAUGCAGCAGCAGCGUGUGAUCAACUCCACAUCGCCCAUUCCGUACUCCUCACUCUUGUCACCUCGAGGCUCCUUAGUCAGUCGCAGCGACAACCUGUCGCCUGUCGGCUUACAGGACUUUCAGCUACUCACCGUCAUCGGGCGCGGCACGUUUGGCAAGGUGCUCAAGGUGCAGCUGCGCGCAACGCACAAGGUGUACGCCAUGAAGAUCAUGAACAAGGCGACGGUGUACCGGCGGUGCAUGACGUCCUAUAUGAAGGAGGAAAAGACUAUUCUGACAAGCAUGCACCCGAACCCAUACAUUGUGCGAUGCCACUACGCGUUCCAGACAGAGUACUACCUCGUCUUGGUCAUGGACUACUUGCCUGGUGGUGAACUGUACGACUACAUCUAUCCCACGCUGCGCCUCUCUCCCGAGGCGGCGCGCAUCUAUGCGGCAGAGCUUGUCCUGGCGCUCGAGUGCCUGCACCGCCAGGAUGUGGUGCACCGCGACUUAAAGCCAGAGAAUGUUGUGCUGACGGCGGAUGGGCACAUCUGCUUGACGGACUUUGGCCUUGCUCGCCGCUCAUUUUCGCACAGCCGCCGGCGCAGCUUCGUCGGCAGCCCAGAGUACGUGGCACCGGAGAUGAUCCAGGGAGAGGUGCAGACGGCUGCAGUGGAUUGGUGGAGCUUUGGCGUGAUGCUGUACGAGAUGCUGGCCGGCAGGACUCCGUUCCACGCGCGCAACAACAACACCGUAUAUGACAACGUUCUUCAUAAGGAGUUAGAGCUGCCAGUUCUGCGCGCCGACGACAGCGCAGACGCUGCUGUAGCCACAGCGUCGCAGCCGGCUGUCGCCGAGGGCUCGCCCACGUUCAGAGGCUUUUCUCCGGACGCGGCGUCACUACUGACGGGCCUGCUUGCUCGAGAUCCGUCGAUGCGACUGCAGGACGCGAGCGCGAUCAAGCAACACCCCUUCUUCCGCGGCGUCAACUGGGAGGACUUGUGGCACCGUCGCAUGCCGGCCCCCUGCAUCCCCGGCGACAUGCGCGAUAACGACGUGCGGCACUUCAAGCGUGAAUUUGUGUCAGAAUGGGCCUCAGUGCCGCCCCUCACCAACAUGACGCGGGCCUCCAUAGAGGCACUCACGAAGUGCUUCAAUAACUUCCCGCUGAGCCGCACUGCCGCGCCUGCCGGGUGCGCACUGGUGGAGAGCACCCGUACACUUUUCACCUCCCCCGCUUCCGGCACCCCGUUGCCCGCCACUCACUCACCACAACAGCUGUACCGAGGCGCGCGAGUCUCGUCGCCCUCGCUAGCGCUUCCUCUGUCUGUGCUCGUCACUGACAGUCGGAUGGCUCGUGAGCCGGUGCGCUUCUUUCAUUCCAUGACCGAGGCGCAGCGGCACUUCCACGGCGUGUGGCGCGUCGUCUCUAUCGAGGUGCACGCUGUGGAUGACGGCCGGGUCAUCUUUCCGUGGGGUGGUAAUGUCUCAGGAAUUCUUGUAUACACUAGCGACAGUCGCUUCAGUCUCCAGCUGACGCCGAGCACCCGACUCCCCAUUGGGCCAGUGCAGCGUGUAACGCAGCUGUCGAAGGAAGACUUGUGCGACACUUACUGCUCCUACGUGGCGGUCUUUGGCCGCUUUCACCUCGCUCCCUCUUCCAUGGAUGACGGCUGCGGCGUCGUGCAGCACUUCGCGGAGGGGCACCUGUGCCCAAACCUGAUGUUUGUCAACACCAUUUUUGAGUACCGCACGGAUACCGAGCCGUUCUAUCCGUCGGCCAUCACGAACGAGUCAAAGAAUAAGGGUGGCAGCAAGCCCACCGGCGCCACCUCUUCCGCCGCGACGACGGCAGCCUCGGCUUGCACGUCGAGCAUGACAGGCGCAGAGGACGGCAGCGGCGGCGGUAGCCACGGACAGGUCAGCGACGGCGGCUCUCUCAGUGGGUCAGAGGGCGAGCGGGGUAAAGGGGAAAGGAGUGGCGAGAAGACCACCGUCUUUGGAUACGCCGACCAGCAACAUGACGAAGGUUCUGCGAGCACCACAGGGAGGCCGCCACCUUCGCCGCCGGUGCCUGAGCGCCGCAUCCUGCUACGUCUCUCGACCAGGCCGCAGCGUGUACCAGAGCAUGACUUUCUCGCCUUCACCUCUCUCGUUUUCGAGAAGGUGCCGUAG